This is a messenger RNA of Acanthosepion pharaonis, 1965 nucleotides long. Lineage: Eukaryota; Metazoa; Mollusca; Cephalopoda; Sepiida; Sepiidae. The record is from the annotation of a GenBank genome assembly.
AUGGUGCAAACUCGUCCGAUUGUCCCAGCCACAGUAACAACCCGAACACCAUCACAGAAUAAUACACUUUCACAAGUCAAAAUUACACUUCCCAUACAAGGAGGAACACCUGUAAACCUCCAGUUAUUUCUAUCUGGCACUGCUCAUUAUGUACUUGGUAAUUUUAAGAAUCUCCUGGUACUCUUUCUCUCUUUCUUUCUUUCUCUCUCUCUGGUUUGUUCUUUCUUUCUCUGUUUCUUUCUUUCUCUUUCUUUUUUAUUCCUUUUGUUUCUUUCUCUUUCUUCUUUAUUUCUUUUGUUUCUUUCUCUUUCUUUUUUAUUUCUUUUGUUUCUUUCUCUUUCUUCUUUAUUUCUUUGUUUCUUUCUCUUUCUUCUUUAUUUCUUUUGUUUCUUUCUCUUUCUUCUUUAUUUCUUUGUUUCUUUCUCUUUCUUCUUUAUUCCUUUUGUUUCUUUCUCUUUCUUUAUUUCUUUUUGUUCUUUAUUUCUUUGUUUCUUUUUCUUUCUUUGUUUCUUUUUCUUUCUUUGUUUCUUUUUCUUUCUUUAUUUCUUUUUCUUCUUUCUCUUUCUUCUUUAUUUCAUUGUUUCUUUCUCUUUCUUUAUUUCUUUCUUUUUCUUCUUUAUUUCUUUUUCUUCUUUAUUUCUUUUUCUUCUUUAUUUCUUUUUCUUCUUUAUUUCUUUUUCUUCUUUAUUUCUUUUUCUUCUUUAUUUCUUUUUCUUUUUUAUUUCUCUUUCUUUCUUUAUUUCUCUUGUUUGUUUCUUACUUCUUUGUUUCUUUCUUCUUCGUUUCUUUCGUUUCUUUAUUUCUUUCUCUUUCUUCUUUAUUUCUUUUGUUGCUCCAAAGCCACUUGCAAGUCAAGGCAGUACUGUUACGCCAACAGUCCAACGUAUCAUUCUGCCAGCUACGAGCAAAAUCGGGAUUACUCCAGCCACCCCUUCUAACUCCACAUCUUCAGGUCCAUCGUCGACACUUACGCAGAUCCGGCCAACUUUGUCAGGAACAGGCUCUACUGGGCCUGCCUUGACACAUCUUCCACCUGGCACAACAAUCUUUUCUACCGGGAAUAAUGUACCUGGAUGUACACUUGUUCCCACAAUGUAUAUUACACAGGUACAGCAACAACAGAGUGCUAAACAACAACAGCAACCUAUUGUGAAUACCCAAGUACGGUCUGAGUUUAUCCCUAUUGCUAGUAAUGAUCCUGUGGUAACCGCAAAUACCUUAGCUAGGAAUACUUUAAAUGGUACUACAAUUGAAGCAACUGGUGCCAGACCAAGGAAACCGUGUAAUUGUACAAAAUCCCAGUGCUUAAAGCUGUAUUGUGAUUGUUUUGCCAAUGGAGAAUUCUGUCAUAACUGCAAUUGCACAAACUGUGCCAAUAAUUUAGAACAUGAAGAGGAACGGUCUCGUGCCAUUAAAGCCUGUCUCGAUCGGAAUCCUAUGGCAUUCCAUCCUAAAAUUGGUAAAGGUAAAGGUAAAGAUGGUGAUGGUGACAGAAGACAUAAUAAAGGUUGUAAUUGUAAACGAUCAGGCUGCUUGAAAAAUUAUUGUGAAUGUUAUGAGGCCAAAAUUAUGUGUUCUAGUAUAUGUAAAUGUGUUGGGUGUAAAAAUUAUGAAGAAAGUCCAGAACGCAAAACUCUGAUGCAUCUUGCAGAUGCUGCAGAAGUGCGCGUGCAGCAGCAGACUGCAGCAAAAUCAAAGCUGUCUUCCCAAAUAUCGAGCUUACCCUCACGACCUCCGAUCUUUGCUGCAACGGGGGAAAAAUUGCCUUAUACAUUUGUUACAAAUGAGGUUGCCGAGGCAACCUGUGCUUGUUUGUUGGCACAGGCAGAUGAGUCAGAUCGGUUAAAAAUGCCACCAGUUGUUCAAGAACGGAUGAUUAUUGAAGAGUUUGGUCGAUGUCUCAUGCAAAUUAUUGACUCAGCCAACAAAACCAAACUUAAAAUGGAUUCAGAUUCCGGCUGUUGA